AUGAAUCUAGAACUGCUCGAGUCUUUUGGGCAAAAUUAUCCAGAGGAGGCCGAUGGGACGCUGGACUGCAUCAGCAUGGCGCUCACCUGCACUUUCAACCGCUGGGGGACCCUCCUGGCGGUGGGCUGCAACGACGGCCGCAUAGUGAUCUGGGAUUUUCUGACGCGCGGAAUUGCAAAGAUCAUCAGUGCUCACAUACAUCCUGUCUGCUCCUUAUGUUGGAGUCGAGACGGCCACAAGCUGGUGAGCGCGUCGACGGACAACAUCGUAUCACAGUGGGACGUGUUGACGGGUGACUGUGAUCAGCGCUUCCGCUUCCCCUCGCCCAUCCUGAAGCUGCAGUGCCAUCCUAGAGAUAUGGACAAAGUGCUGGUUUGCCCCAUGAAAUCAGCGCCGGUGCUUCUGACCCUGUCGGACUCCAAACAUGUGGUCCUGCCUGUGGAUGACGACUCGGACCUGAACGUGGUGGCAGCCUUCGACAGGCGGGGCGACUACAUAUACACCGGCAACGCCAAAGGAAAGAUUCUGGUGUUGAACACGUUUACUCAGGACCUGGUGGCGUCCUUCCGAGUCACCACCGGCACCAGCAACACCACCGCGAUAAAAUCCAUUGAAUUUGCACGCAAGGGAAGCUGCUUCCUCAUCAACACGGCAGACCGCAUCAUCCGCGUGUACGACGGCCGGGAGAUCUUGACCUGCGGCCGCGACGGGGAACCGGAACCCAUGCAGAAGCUCCAAGAUCUCGUCAACAGAACUCCGUGGAAACGCUGCUGCUUCUCCGGGGACGGCGAGUACAUUGUGGCCGGCUCGGCACGCCAGCACGCACUGUACAUCUGGGAGAAGAGCGUGGGAAACUUGGUCAAGAUCCUGCACGGGACCAGAGGGGAGCUGCUGCUGGACGUGGCCUGGCAUCCCGUGCGCCCCAUCAUCGCAUCCAUCUCAAGCGGAGUGGUCUCCAUCUGGGCCCAGAAUCAAGUGGAAAAUUGGAGCGCGUUUGCGCCUGAUUUCAAAGAGCUGGAUGAGAAUGUAGAGUACGAGGAGCGAGAGUCUGAGUUCGACAUCGAGGACGAGGACAAGAGCGAGCCAGAGCAGACGGGUGCGGACGCGGCUGAGGACGAGGAGGUGGACGUCACCACCGUGGAUCCCAUUGUGGCGUUUUGCAGCAGCGACGAGGAGCUGGAAGACUACAAAGCUCUGUUGUACCUUCCCAUCGCCCCCGAAGUGGAGGACCCCGAGGAGAACCCCUUCGGCCCACCUCCGGACUCCACGCAGCAGGCGGGGCCUGCUGAGGAUGCACAGGCGGGGGGCGACAAGAAGCAGCGGCCGCCGUCGUCCGAGGGAGGGCCGGCCAAGAAGAAGGCACGCACCACCAACAUUGAACUGCAGGGAGUGCCGGUUGACGAGGUGCACCCCCUGCUGGGCGUGAAGGGCGACAGCAAGUCCAAGAAGAAGGCGGCGGGCCGGCCCAAAGGUUCCAAAGGUAAAGACAAAGAUUUCCCCUUCAGGCCCAAGCCCUACAGGGGGGGCGAGCGGCCUUCCUUUGCCUUGGACGUCCUGGCUGCUUCUGGCCCGCCAGGCGGAGGCGGAACCGGAGGAGGCGGAGCGAUGAAGGGCAGGGCAGAGGGGGGCCUGGCUACAGGGACGCUAGUGACUCAGCCAUACAAGCAGCACGACAUCGGAGGCAUGGACUGA
Molecule: messenger RNA, 1692 nt
Organism: Nerophis lumbriciformis (worm pipefish)
Lineage: Eukaryota; Metazoa; Chordata; Actinopteri; Syngnathiformes; Syngnathidae
Source: RefSeq, a predicted model, not a curated record